AUGGCCACUCGUAAGUAUUUAAGCUGGAGAAGGCCACUGGUGCGAGCUGGCGUGGUAACACUGUUCAACAUUAAGUCGAACGCUGGUUGGACGGACUCUAGUUUCACAUCGUUGUUGGAAGUUUUAGCUGAGAUGCUCCCUGAAGGAAAUGAACUGCCAAAGUCGUACUAUUAUGCGAAGAAGUUGAUGUGUCCUUUGGGUUUAGAGUACGAGCGGAUACAUGCUUGUCCUAACGAUUGUGUGCUUUAUCGUAAUGAGUAUGAGCAUUUACAUGAGUGUCCACGUUGUGGAUUGUCGAGGUACAAGCGUGAAGGAGCUGGAGGUAGUGAAGGACCACCAGCCAAGGUGUUGUGGUAUCUACCCAUAAUACCUAGAUUUAAGCGCAUGUUCUCAAUGAAAGGAGAUGCGAAGAAUUUGAGGUGGCAUGCAGAUCGUAGGAAGAAAGACGGUCUGCUCAAGCAUCCGGCUGAUUCGCCUGAGUGGAAAACUAUCGACAGGGUGCAUAAGUCAUUUGGUAAUGAGGAUAGGAAUCUGAGGCUUGGAUUAUGUACGGAUGGCAUGAACCCUUUUGGCAAUCUCAGCUCGCAGCAUAGCACAUGGCCAGUAGUUUUAGUGGUUUAUAACUUGCCUCCUUGGUUGUGCAUGAAACGCAAGUACAUGAUGUUGUCGCUUCUUAUAUCGGGGCCCAAACAACCUGGAAAUGACAUAGAUGUAUACCUUCAGCCGCUUGUUGAAGAUUUACAGAAGAUGUGGAACGAAGGAGUGUUAGUAUUUGAUGCGUAUGCUAAUGAGAUGUUCACUCUGCGUGCCAUGCUUUUUUGUACUAUGAACGAUUAUCCAGCUUAUGGGAACUUAUCUGGGUAUAAGACUAAAGGAAAACAACCUUGCCCGAUUUGUUUAGAUGACAUGAAAUCUACACACCUUAAGGGCUGCAAACAUGUGUAUAUGCGCACACGAAGGCUCCUCAGCCGCGACCAUCCCUAUCGGUUUAAG
This is a messenger RNA of Beta vulgaris subsp. vulgaris (sugar beet), 993 nucleotides long. RefSeq lists its product as uncharacterized. The annotation marks the transcript as partial. The transcript is spliced from 2 exons. The record is from RefSeq and is a predicted model, not a curated record. NCBI's taxonomy places the organism in Eukaryota, Viridiplantae, Streptophyta, Magnoliopsida, Caryophyllales, Amaranthaceae.